This is a messenger RNA of Loa loa (African eye worm), 1149 nucleotides long. Its product is annotated as zinc finger protein. Lineage: Eukaryota; Metazoa; Nematoda; Chromadorea; Rhabditida; Onchocercidae. The transcript has 2 exons. Gene Ontology annotation, biological process: regulation of transcription by RNA polymerase II. The record is from RefSeq and is a predicted model, not a curated record. Bases 1 to 987 code for a protein of 328 amino acids. Gene Ontology annotation, molecular function: DNA-binding transcription factor activity; RNA polymerase II cis-regulatory region sequence-specific DNA binding.
AUGCAUUCCAUUUAUUUCGCCUUUUUCUUCUUCCAACUGGGCAACAUUCAAACCUCAGAGGCGCAAACAGAACAAACAAAACCGCCAGAUUUGUCAGUGCAGGGAUUGAAUGACGAACAAAUGGAACCAUUGCGGUUAUUAGCCGAAGUGGCCGAUAAAAUGCCGAGAGCCGAAGUAGCUGUCAAAAAUACAGAUGAAUCUGACAGUCAAAAUUUAACAAUCAAGAUGAAGCUAACAGUCAAAGAAAAGAGCGUUAAAAGAAAUAAUGCGGAACAACUCGCAGGGAGGAAAGGGAAAACGAUGAAACUGCCGUGUAAAGUAUGUCAAAAGGAAGUAACAAGCAUGAAAAACCAUAUGAGAACUCAUACCGGUGAAAAGCCUUACAGUUGUCCAAUAUGUAAGAGAAGUUUCUCUUGUUUAUCAACUUUGAAGGGUCAUCAGAGAAUUCACACCGGUGAAAAGCCGUACGUCUGUCCCACAUGCAACAAACGCUUCUCUCAAUUACACCAUAAGAAAGAUCAUAUAAGAAUUCAUACUAGUGAGAAGCCAUACGUCUGCCGGAUAUGCAGCAGUAGUUUCUCUCAAUCAUCGCAUAGGAAGUCCCAUAUGAAAACUCAUACCGGUGAGAAGCCUUGCAGUUGUCCCACAUGCGGGAAAAGUUUCUCUCGACUAUACAGUAUGAAAAGGCAUAUGAAGGCUCAUACCGGCGAGAAGCCUCAUACUGGCGAGAAGCCUUACAGUUGUCCUACAUACGGGAGAAGUUCCGUUGAUUCAUCAGCUAUGGAAAAUCAUAUGAGAACUCAUACCAAUGAAAGGCCGCACAGUUGUCGGGAAUGCAAGGAAAGUUUCAGACUAAAACAACAUUUGAAAAAGCAUAUGGCAAAUCACAACAAAAGUAUGCCUCUCUACAACUGUACUUUUUGCGGUAAAGAUUUCCUAACUAAAUGCUAUUUGAAAAUACACAAGAAGAAUCAUGAAAGAAGCUGAAGGGCACAUUUUAAACUGAAAUGUACGUUGUUUCGUUGAUUAUAAAUUAUAUUUCUGUGCUUAGUUCUUAUUUUAUUAAUAAGAUUCUAUUGCUGUUAUUAUUUAUCGCUUGCUUAUAAGUACUCAUUUUUUAUCUCAUAUGCAUAAUAGUAUCAUAUUUUU